Molecule: messenger RNA, 2185 nt
Organism: Diceros bicornis minor
Lineage: Eukaryota; Metazoa; Chordata; Mammalia; Perissodactyla; Rhinocerotidae
Gene: CGAS
Product: cyclic GMP-AMP synthase
Exons: 5
Coding region: 137-1681 (514 amino acids)
Biological process (GO): paracrine signaling; activation of innate immune response; DNA damage response
Cellular component (GO): site of double-strand break; cytosol; nucleus
Molecular function (GO): chromatin binding; double-stranded DNA binding; 2',3'-cyclic GMP-AMP synthase activity
Source: RefSeq, a predicted model, not a curated record
CCGGCGUGCGCAUCGCUUUCCGCGCGCGCUGCUUCCCGCCAGAUCUUUAAGUUUCAUUUCUAACCGCGACUGUCGGUCCCUCCUCCUCGGCCUUUCCGGAGCCCGGUCGCCUUUCGGAGAUCAGGGAGCGCCAGCCAUGGACCCUCGGCGCGGAAAGGCGACGCGGACAGCUUCGAAGGCCGGGGCGGCAGCGCCCCGGGUUCCGGCGCAGGGUGGGGAGGGCGCCCCGACGGAGCCCGGCGCGCCUGCGGGCGUCCCCGCGGCCGCCCGGCCCAAGGCGCAGACCGGCGACCCCGCCAGGGCGCCGGGCCCCACGCGGAGGGAGGGCGCCGCGGGCGCGCGGGAAAGGCCGCAGGGGCGCGCGCGGGGGGCCCGCACCGGGCAGGCGCCGCCCAGCGCGGGGGACGCGGCGGACCGGCCGCCUCCCGCGGCCCCGGGGCCGCCCCUCCCUGGUGCCGGGUGUCGCCGCGACCGGGGCGCGCGCUCCGCUGCGAAGCCGAGGCCCCCGCCCGGACCCACGCAGCGCCCCGGCCUUGGCCCGCUGGGCCCCGCCCCGACUUUCGGCCCGAGGGAAGCGGCGCCCGGCGCCUGGAAGCCUCGGGCGGUGCUGGAGAGGCUGCGGCUGAGCCGCCAGGAGAUCUCGGCGGCAGCGGAGGUGGUGAACCGGCUUGUGGACCACCUGGUGCAGAGACUGCAGCGCUGCGAGUCCGAGUUCAGGGGCGUCACGCUGCUGCGCACCGGCAGCUACUACGAGCGCGUGAAGAUUUCUUCUCCUAAUGAAUUUGAUGUUAUGUUCAAACUGGAGGUCCCCAGAAUUCAGCUAGAAGAAUAUUGCAACAGUGGUGCUCAUUACUUUGUGAAGUUCAAAAGAAAUCCCAAAGGAAAUCCUCUGAGUGAGUUUUUAGAAGAGGAAAUAUUAUCAGCUUCUAAGAUGCUGUCCAAGUUUAGGAAAAUCAUUAAGGAAGAAAUUAAACACAUCGAAGACACAGACGUCAUUGUGGAGAGGAAGAGGAGAGGGAGCCCUGCUGUAACACUACUUAUUAGAAAACCUAAAGAAAUAGCCGUGGAUAUAAUCCUGGCUCUGGAAUCAAAAAGCAGCUGGCCUGCUAGCACCAAGGAAGGCCUGCCCAUCGAUAAUUGGCUUGGAGUGAAAGUUAAGAACACUCUAAGACGACAGCCGUUUUACCUGGUACCCAAGCAUGCAAAGGAAGGAAAUGGUUUUCAAGAAGAAACAUGGCGGCUAUCCUUCUCUCACAUUGAAAAGGAUAUUUUGAAAAAUCAUGGACAAUCUAAAACAUGCUGUGAAAUUAAUGGAGUGAAAUGUUGCAGGAAAGAUUGUUUAAAACUAAUGAAAUAUCUUUUAGAACAACUGAAAAAAAAGUUCAGAAACCGAAAGGAACUGGAUAAAUUCUGUUCUUACCAUGUGAAAACGGCCUUCCUUCAUGUAUGUACCCGGGACCCGGAUGACAGUCAGUGGCGCUGCGAGGACCUGGAGCUCUGCUUUGGCAGCUGUGUGGCAUACUUCCUUCACUGCCUCGAGACAGAGCGUCUAGAGCAUUAUUUCAUUCCUGGAGUCAAUCUGUUCUCUCCACACCAAAUUGAAAAACCAAGUAAAGAAUUUCUGUCAAAGCAAAUUGAAUAUGAAAGAAGCAAUGGAUUUCCAGUUUUUGGUGAAUUUUGAAAUUAUGUUUUUAAAAAGAAUCAAGAAUUAGAGUGAGUGUAUAAUGAUUGCAGUGUUUGAAAUUUGUUGCAGCAAUGAUUGACUAAAAUGAAUGUAAAUAUUUAGCUCUCAGUUUGUCUUAAUAAACCCUAAUCAGUAUAAAAGGGUUGAUUAUCCUAGGAAAGAGAUUAGUUAAGGAAUAAAAGGCAAAAAGAGUAUUUAAAAUCUAAAAGCUUUACCAGAUUGGAAUGAAAAGAAGGAAAAAGUACAUUAUCACCUUAAUUAAAUUCAUCAUGCACUUACUGAACCCCACUUCUCACCAAGCACAAAUGUGUGGAAGGUUGCAAGAGACAAUAUUAAAAAUGAUCAUGGCCUCCAUAAAACUGGUAGGUUUUGUUCAACAUACAAAUAUAUUUGAGAGCAAUGACCUGUCCUAUAUGUUAGGAUAGGUCAGAAAAAAAUGAAAAAUUAAGUUCCACAUGGUUUCUACAUGUCUCAGGAAAUUCAUAAUCUUGUAGAAAAAUA